CCGGGGUCUGCCGGCGCCGGCCCCGCUCCCCGCCCGCCCGGGCCAGGCGGAGAAAGUUUCCCGGCAGGAGGCCCGGCGGGGGCGAGCGGCGGCGGGCGGCCGCUGCCGCAGUGUGUGCGCUGAGGCGAGGCUGCUGGCGGCGGCGGCGGCCUCCCGGCGGCAGGAGGCAGGCGGCUGGCGCGCCGGGAGCGGGUGUUGCGCGGUGCCGGUCCUGCCUCCUUCAGUGCGAUGUGAGACGCGGGGAGAGCAUCGGUUGCCAAAGGCUUGAGUUGUUACAUGCAUCCAAUAAUCUUCUUCUCCAAAAUGGAUUUUAGUCAGAGCAACUUAUUUGGAUACAUAGAAGACCUGCAGGAACUAACUAUUAUAGAGAGGCCAGUGCGCAGGAGCCUGAAGACACCAGAAGAAAUAGAAAGAUUGACAGUUGAUGAAGAACUCAGUGAUAUUGAAAGGGCUGUUUAUCUACUCAGUUCUGGCCAGGAUAUCCAAGGAACGAGUGUGGUGGCAAAUCUUCCAGCCCUGAUGCGACAGAAUCCUGCAGAAACACUUCGUCGGGUUUUACCAAAAAUCAGAGAGGUGCUGCAUGUUGCAGGAGUGGAAAUGCAGUUAACAGCUGCUGUUUCAUUUUUGACUGUUCUGCAAGAGGAGUCAGUGUCCAUUCAUACGUACUCCCACUCCUUCCUACACAUCAUUCUCCAGAACCUGGAACACAGAGAUGCAGGUGUCAGCAAUGCAUGGCUAGAAACUCUUCUUGCUGUAAUAGAAGCUUUACCAAAAGAGACUAUCAGACAUGAGAUCCUGAAUCCACUUGUUUCCAAAGCACAGCUUUCUCAAACACUUCAGUCCCGCUUAGUUAGUUGUAAAAUCGUGGGAAAAUUAGCUAACAAAUUUGAAGCUCAUAUCAUUAAAAGAGAGAUUCUUCCCUUGGUAAAAUCACUGUGCCAGGAUGUGGAAUAUGAAGUUAGAACUUGCAUGUGUCGGCAACUGGAACAUAUAGCUAAAGGAGUAGGGACAGAACUAACAAAAACUGUGGUGCUUCCUGAGUUAGUAGAACUGGCAAGAGAUGAGGGCAGCAGUGUACGCCUUGCAGCUUUUGAGACGUUAGUGAAUCUGCUCGAUAUGUUUGAUGCAGAUGAUAGGAGUCAAACUGUGCUCCCCUUAGUGAAAUCAUUCUGUGAAAAACCCUUCAAAGCAGAUGAAUCUAUCCUAGUUUCUUUAUCUUUCCAUUUAGGGAAACUGUGUAAUGGAUUAUAUGGCAUUUUUACUCCUGAACAGCACUUACGUUUUUUGGAUUUUUAUAAGAAGCUUUCCACACUGGGUUUACAGCAGGAAAAUGGACACAAUGAUAAUCAACUACAACUUCAAACUUUGGAACAGGAAAAGAAGUAUAUUUCAGUGAGGAAGAACUGUGCUUACAAUUUUCCAGCUAUGAUUGUUUUUGUGGAUCCAAAGAACUUCCAUUUAGAACUGUAUUCUAUAUUCUUCUGCCUUUGUCACGACCCUGAAGUUCCCGUCAGAUAUACUAUGGCCAUAAGCUUCUAUGAAGUUGCUAAGCUUUUAAAUUCUGGUGUGUAUACAAUACAUAAAGAACUGGUUACACUAUUACAGGAUGAGUCACUGGAGGUGUUAGAUGCCCUGGUUGGUCACCUUCCUGAAAUCCUUGAACUGAUGACUAAUGGAGGAGAAAACAGUGGAUCAGAAAGCAAGUUAUUGUCUAUUCCUGACUUGAUUCCUGCAUUAACAACAGCAGAACAGAGAGCAGCAACUUCUUUAAAAUGGAGAACUCAUGAGAAGUUACUACAAAAAUAUGCAUGUCUCCCUCAUAUCAUACCAAGUGAUCAGAUUUAUUACCGUUUUCUUCACAGAAUGUUGACAAUCAUUUUGACAAACAACGUCCUGCCAGUCCAAAAAGCAGCUGCUCGAACUCUCUGCGUUUAUUUGCGUUAUAAUCGCAAACAAGAACAGAGGCAUGAGGUUAUUCAGAAACUGAUUGAACAACUGGGCCAAGGAAAAAGUUAUUGGAACAGACUUCGUUUUUUAGAUACUUGUGAAUUCAUUAUGGAACUGUUUUCAAAAUCAUUCUUCUGUAAAUACUUCUUUCUACCUGUACUUGAACUUACACAUGAUCCAGUGGCAAAUGUGAGAAUGAAGCUAUGCUAUUUGUUGCCAAAAGUUAAAUCUACUCUGAAGAUUCCCACGGAUAAACAUUUACUUCAGCAGUUGGAAUUAUGUAUAAGGAAACUUCUGUGUCAAGAGAAAGACAAAGAUGUCCUGACUAUUGUAAAAAGAACAGUGUUAGAAUUGGACAGAAUGGAGAUCUCUGUAGAUGCUUUUCAGAAAAGAUUUUAUGAAAAUGAUUUAUUGGAUCAAGAAAAAGAGAGACAAGAACAUCUUCUUUUGGAAAUGGAACAGUUAGAAAAAGAGAAGCAGCAAAAUGAAGGAAGAUCUACAAAUAUUAAUGAUAAAAUGUUUGAAAAGAAGCGUAGAGACAGUAAAACAUCAUCAGUGUUGGCAAAAAGUAUCACUCUCUCUGUUCCUGGAAGCUCUUCUAGUACAUCAGCAGGCAAAGAAGACAAAAAAUCCAAGUUGGUUCGAAGCCAGUCUUUCAGUACUCAAGCACUACAUCCAAAAUACAGCAACAUAGACAAGUGUCCUAAUAAAAGCUCUGCUACAGGAUAUACAUCUUCAGUAUCAGGAAUGGGAAAGAGUUGUAUGUUAUCCUUUAGUGAUGAUUCAUUCCGGACUCAUUCUACUGGUAAUAGUGGGAAUGUUGCCUUCCCUUCCAGUUGUUCUUCUCGCAACUUAUUUAACUCAGCUGACCAAAAGAACAAUGGAAAUAAGGAGAGUCAGUCCCGAAAGAUGAGCAUAAAAAACAGAAAAUCAAACUCUUAGAGCUUCUGACAGAAAAAGAAGGGAAUCAGAGACUGGUGGAAGCAACAUUCUGGUGUGAUAAGGUGGGAGCAGCAGAUGGGACUCUAAUGCCUGGAGUGAAUAAAAUGCAUCUUGCAAUGUUAAAACUUUUUAUCUUUUAAAUAAAAUCCCAAUCUGUAAAAUAUGUUCCAAUAAGUGACAUAAUGGUUGCAGAAUUCUAACAUUGUAGUGAAAUGUUAUGAAAUACAACUUCAGCUAUGUGCUCUUAACUGCUGCAGCGAAAGAGGGGAUUUUGUUUUCUUCAAUUAUGCCUUUGUAGUUCAAAUUCUUGGAUUUAGAAUGCACAUAUCCAUUACUUAAUUGGCUUAUUUACAAUUUUAGCAAUUCUUAACACCCAUGUUUUAUGCAAGAAAUAGAAGGAAUUGUUCUGAAUAUGAAAAAGUAAUCCCACAUUUUAAAGAACCUUCAAACCUAAUUUAAGACCAAAGUCCAGAAUCAUUGAUCAGUCUAUAAAAAAACGUAAACUUCAGUAGCAUUGUGCUGUGAAUUUGGAGGUAAUGUUUUUACAAGUACUAAGUAAAGUUCAUAAAAAUCCUGUGUAAGUUUCAAAGCAAUCUAAAAGCAGGUGUCUCCAGAUGCUGUAAAAAAAAAAAGUUUUAUUUCAUAAGUUUCGUUGUAUAAAUACUUGUUUUAAUUUUUAGUAUUUCAGAUUGUAUUUUCACUUGAAUAAUUUAUAAUGAUGAAUCUAGUUUUUAAUCAGCUGCUAUUGCAAGCUAUCAUGCUUCAGUGAUGUCAUCUGCAUUUGUUUGUAUUAAUGCUAAUGUUUGUAUCAAAAUUUGUCUGUGGAAAAACAUGCAAUUCUAUUUUAAAAAGUUCUAUUUAUGCCAAUACUUGAGAGAGAGCCUAUGAAGCUAUUGUCAGCUUCUCUAUUUCAAAAUGGAAGCAGCAUAAGUAUGUUGGUAUCAGAAACAUGUGGUUUUUAAAAUUUAUUGGUGUAUGAUAAAGAUGAUCUGAUCUGUGAAUGCAUAUGCGUGUGUGGUUACUUUUUAUAAUGUAAAAAUAUGAAUGAUGAUUUACUCAAAAUAAAACCUAGGACAGUGCUGUACGUGCAUGUUCUUGAAAAAAAAUAAUUCUCAGGGCAUCUUUUAUAAUUAAAAUAAAUAAAAGCAUUUACCUAUAGAAGGUAUUUAUUUUAAAUAGUUAUAAUGCUAGAUGUGUGCUGUCAUGUGUGAAGUACAAAAUGUGUCUUGGAUUUAGCAGUGUUCUACUGUCUGAAUUCCUAAGCUGCUUACACUGCAGUUGGAUUCAGGUGUGUUCUCUGUCUUUAGUCACAGACAUCGUUUGGAUUCUGUGGAAACACUCAGGUUUUCAGUUUGUUCUGCAGCCUAGUGUAGGACCUUGUAAAUCACAGAUUUCUUUAAAAGCUUCUUCAAGUAAUGUGAUGUUUAACAUGCAAUAUUGAUGCAGAUAUACAGAUGACCUAUGCUGGCUCCUCCUAGGUUCUGCUUUUGUCUCAUUAGUGAAAGCAGAUACUCCCAGUUCCCCAGGGACAACUAACUCAACGCGCCAGCUACAGCUGCUCACCCAUGGGCCACAGGAGACUUCUCACUGUUCUCAGUCUGACUUCUGCCAGGGACCAAACUCAGAUCAGCAGUACCCAGCUGCAGAACAGAACUCAAAACUGUGUUUGACCCUCAGAUAACUUUACUAGAGCAAUCCAGAAAAACCAGUAAGUUCAGAAAUUUGAAUCCAAGCUAUUUCUCCCCUUAAUAAGCAUGUAAUGAGUUCUGUAUACAGUCUGUCAUUUGUUUCUUAUUGGCUGUCAUUUGUCUGUCUUUUUUAACUGAUUAAUUUAUUUAAUGCUGAUAACACGUGCUCCGCUCAAUAACUCUACUAUGUAUUAAAUUCCUGCUAUGUAAUCUUUAAA
This is a messenger RNA of Harpia harpyja (harpy eagle), 4795 nucleotides long. RefSeq names its product protein phosphatase 4 regulatory subunit 4 (gene PPP4R4). Gene Ontology annotation, cellular component: protein serine/threonine phosphatase complex; cytosol. The transcript is spliced from 25 exons. Bases 277 to 2889 code for a protein of 870 amino acids. Gene Ontology annotation, molecular function: protein phosphatase regulator activity. The record is from RefSeq and is a predicted model, not a curated record. Lineage: Eukaryota; Metazoa; Chordata; Aves; Accipitriformes; Accipitridae.